AUGCCUUUUGGGGUGACUAACGCACCGUCAGUAUUUAUGGAUCUAAUGAAUCGUGUUUUCCAUAUGUACCUCGAUUUGUUUGUAGUUGUGUUUAUUGAUGAUAUUUUAAUUUACUCGACUAAUCAUCAAGAGCACGGGGAGCAUCUGAAAACAGUACUAAAUGUUCUAAGGGAAAGGCAGUUAUUUGCUAAACUCAAGAAAUGCGAAUUUUGGAUGGAGAAAGUUCCAUUCUUAGGGCACGUUAUCUCAAAAGAUGGAAUAGCAGUUGAUCCUAGCAAAGUUGAGGUUGUCGUCAAUUGGGAGCGGCCAACCAACGUCCAUGAAAUCCGCAGCUUUCUUGGAUUGGCAGGUUACUACCGAAGAUUCGUAGAAGGUUUUUCCAAUCCUUCCGACCCUUUGACCACCCUCACUAAGAAGAACGCUCAUUUUCAAUGGAACGAUAAGUGCGAAGCAAGCUUUCAAGAGCUGAAAAAGAGGUUAGUAACUGCACCUGUCCUUGUACUGCCAAGAGAGUUUGAGAAAUUCGUAGUUUUUAGUGAUGCCUCUCUUAAAGGACUAGGGUGCGUACUCAUGCAACAAGAUAAAGUUAUAGCUUACGCCUCUAGAUAG
Messenger RNA from Alnus glutinosa, 609 nucleotides. RefSeq lists its product as uncharacterized. The transcript has a single exon. The record is from RefSeq and is a predicted model, not a curated record. The coding region runs from base 1 to 609 and encodes 202 amino acids. NCBI's taxonomy places the organism in Eukaryota, Viridiplantae, Streptophyta, Magnoliopsida, Fagales, Betulaceae.